This is a messenger RNA of Fulvia fulva, 453 nucleotides long. Its product is annotated as Adenylate kinase isoenzyme 1. The record is from RefSeq and is a predicted model, not a curated record. Gene Ontology annotation, molecular function: AMP kinase activity; ATP binding. Bases 1 to 453 code for a protein of 150 amino acids. Lineage: Eukaryota; Fungi; Ascomycota; Dothideomycetes; Mycosphaerellales; Mycosphaerellaceae. The transcript has a single exon. Gene Ontology annotation, biological process: nucleobase-containing compound metabolic process. Gene Ontology annotation, cellular component: cytoplasm.
AUGUCCCAACACACCACAUUUGUCAUCGGAGCCCCGGGUUCCGGCAAAGGCACACUCUGCCAGGCCCUCAGCGAUUGCAUGCCAUGCCACCACCUCUCAGUGGGCGACCACCUUCGGAAGCUCAUGAACACCAUGCCAGUAGAGCCAGCUCAGCUAGGCGGGCUGACACGAGACCAACUGCAGCAGCACAUGCAGAACCGCGAGCUCAUCGCACCCGGUAACAUCUUAGCCAUACUCCAAGAAGAAAUCAAACGAGCUCCCACCAAUGCCAAAGUGCUUAUCGACGGUUUCCCAAGGGACUUGGAGUCGGCGAAGCUAUGGGACGAAAAGUUCGGGCCUCCAGAGCAGGUUCUCUUCUUCGACUGCAAAAAAGAAGAGGCGAAGCAACGAUUCCUGUCGAGAUCAAGAGACGCUGGUGAUGAUGAAGCGGUGUUCGAGAAAGAGGUAUGCUGA